Messenger RNA from Scatophagus argus, 2020 nucleotides. Its product is annotated as mitochondrial folate transporter/carrier-like. The transcript has 7 exons. Gene Ontology annotation, cellular component: mitochondrial membrane; mitochondrion. The record is from RefSeq and is a predicted model, not a curated record. Gene Ontology annotation, biological process: folate import into mitochondrion; mitochondrial transport; nucleotide transport. The coding region runs from base 294 to 1280 and encodes 328 amino acids. Gene Ontology annotation, molecular function: folic acid transmembrane transporter activity; FAD transmembrane transporter activity. NCBI's taxonomy places the organism in Eukaryota, Metazoa, Chordata, Actinopteri, Scatophagidae.
AACUUGACAUUCACUUAAUAUACACAGCAAGGUCGAGCCGUGGGACUGCUGCUCGAUAUUUUAGAUAACGUUGCCUCAGCUAUGGAGUGCCGCCACAUGUCAAAAGCGUGGUUCAGUUACAGAAAAUGCGGACGUUUCCAGGAGCUAGUACCGUCUGUUUACUGUAGUUAAAUUUUGCACAAGUGCCAGUGAGUUGUCGUCUUAUUGGUAUAAGCUAAAUUUUAGCACUACCUUACCUUGUGUUGUAAACACGGUUAACUGACAGGGGCUAGGUGAGUUUAUUACCUGUAAACAUGAGCUCCGGUCCAAAUAACGGUACCGUAAACGUUACAGACAGGACAGGGAUGUCCAGGAAACCGGUUUCAGCCGUCUCAGUAGCCGGACAUGUACAGCAGAUGUUUGGCCAUGUGAAAAUAGAAAACCUGGUCGCGGGACUCAGUGGAGGUGUGGUGUCAACCCUUGUACUUCAUCCUCUCGAUCUGGUCAAAAUCAGGUUUGCAGUAAGCGAUGGACUGGACUUAAGACCUAAGUACAGUGGCAUAUUACACUGUAUGAAGACUGUUUGGCUGGAGGAAGGAGUGAGAGGACUCUACCAAGGAGUGACACCCAAUGUCUGGGGUGCUGGAGCAUCGUGGGGUCUCUACUUCUUAUUCUACAAUGCAAUUAAAGGGUACACAAAGGAGGGUCGUCAGACUGAGCUGAGUGCCACAGAGCACCUGGUAUCUGCAGCUGAAGCAGGCAUCCUAACGCUCACCCUAACCAACCCAAUCUGGGUGACCAAGACCCGGCUGGUGCUGCAGUACAAUGCUGAUCCCACUAGUAAACAGUACCGGGGGAUGAUAGAUGCUCUGGUCAAGAUCUACCGACAUGAGGGAGUGUCUGGAUUAUACAAGGGAUAUGUUCCUGGUCUGUUUGGGACAUCUCAUGGAGCACUGCAGUUCAUGGCCUAUGAGGAGCUCAAGAGAGACUACAACAGAUACAAGAAAAAGCCUUCAGAAGCAAAGCUGAAUGCACUGGAAUAUAUCACAAUGGCAGCGUUAUCCAAAAUAUUUGCUGUGGUCACAACAUACCCAUAUCAGGUGGUGCGAGCUCGCCUGCAAGACCAGCACAAUAGAUACGAUGGAGUCGUUGAUGUCAUCAGACGGACAUGGAGGAAUGAAGGCUUCACCGGUUUCUACAAAGGCAUCAUCCCCAACGUGAUUCGCGUCACUCCCGCCUGCUGCAUCACCUUUGUAGUUUAUGAGAAUGUGUCUCGACUCCUUCUGAGACCAACUAAAUGAGGCUUAACAGCAUGGCUGCAAAGACUCUGAGCUCACGCUGACACUUUGGUGCCAUUCGGAAAGAAAAGCACCAGACUGAAACUGAACUCUCGGCUCAGUGUACGUGUAAUUGUUGUCAUGUGAGGAGCAUUCAUUUGCAUUUCAGAAAGAAUCGAAAAGUUGCCAAACUGAGAAACGGAAUCAACGUUUUCGUUUUUUUAUACAAACUCUCUGUUUUAGAAAAAUGUGAUGAUGUUGAAGAUUUUGUAUGUUGUCACACAUGCCAAAGGACAUGCUGCUAUCAUGUUAGUCUUUUUUUAUUAUUAUUAUAAAAAAAAAAAGAUUUGUAAGUCAGCAUGCCUUGCUCAUGUGAGAGGAGGCUGAAAUAUUAUAUCAUAGUUCUGUUUACAUUUGAUGUUUUUUGGUUUGGUUUGGUUUUUACUGGCUGAAAUUUGAAAAGCUGACUCAAGCAGCAAAUCUUCUCAGGUUUCCAGUUUCAUGUAUGUGAAACAUUAGAUUGUCUCUUUUAAGUUAUUUCUUUAUGUGAACAGACAGCAGAAGUUGAGUCCAAACACCAAUAGAUUUAUGCCCAAAUUCAUGCUUUUGUUUAGAUUAUCUUUGUUUCCUGGCAACAUAUUGUAAUGCGUUAUAUUUGUUAAUAGUAUUAUUAUUAAUACAUUAAAUGUAUUACUUUUGUUGCUACAUCAAAUCAAGUGUGUGGUGCAGUCGCUAUACAAGCAGUCAUAGAGUUUGAGUUCGCU